AUGCGGAAGGUGAAAGAAUCUCCCACGCCAGUGGUGAACAAUGGCCCACAGCGCAAGUGGAUGCAGCUGAGAUGUGGCAACGCGCCGCUGCGGCGGGUCGCUUGGUACGACAACUGUCCCGACUCUGCACUCGAUAAAUUGCUGCGCACCGCGUGCCGCAUCGGCAUCGAGACCGAGUACCUGCUGUGCGAGAAGGGCGGUCUGCCCCUCGCAGUCUCCUCCUCCCUCCCAACCGCGCAGACGUACGAGCUCGUUCCGACGGUGAGGCGCGCGAGUGCGCUUGAGGUGGCCAAGGCCGCCGAGGCCGGUUUGUCGGUGCCCGGCGCGGAUGCCGUGGUGGUGGUCGACCCUGUCUCGACUGGCGCGGUGGUGGCGCACCAGGCUGUCCACCGCAUGGGCCUACAGGUGAUUUGCGUGUGGUCCGAGUCGAUCCCAGAGGAGCUCAAGGGCUUUGUCGCGCACGGGAUGGGCAUAAGCCAUGCGGGCGUCCUCUCCCAUGAGGUGGCCAAGACGGCGGCGGCGGUGCGCGCGAUCGGAGCCAACGUGGUAGCGUGUAUCGUCGGGUGUGAGACGGGCGUGUCUCUCGGCGACGCGCUCGCGGAGGCGCUGCAGCUGCCUGGCAACGGGACGCUCAAGUCUGGUCUGAGGCGCAACAAGUACGCGCAGGCGUGUGUCGACAGCAUCGAGGGCGUCGAGGCGUUUCUGGCAGCGUGGAGCCCGUCGCCUUACCGCGCCGUUGUCAAGCCGUACCUCGCGGGCGACGAGUACGUCGUCGACACGGUGUCGCGCGACGGCGUGCACAAGUGCGUCGCGCUCUGGAAGUACGACAAGCGCGUCUACAACGGCGCCCCCGUCGUCUACUAUGGCAUGCAGCUGCUCGCCAUCGACUCCGAGCCGAGGCUGGCCGAGAUGGUGGGGUACACAGCCAGCGUGCUCGACGCCCUCGGCAUCCGUCACGGCUGUUGCCACACCGAGAUUAUGCUGGUGGAGCGUGGUCCGGUGCUGGUGGAGGCUCCGAUGGCGGAGGCGGCGCUUGGCUACUCGGCCGUCACGGCGAUGCUCGAUUGCUACCUCGACCCGGCGGCGUUUGCGGACUUGCCCGUCGUGCCGAGCGACUUUUCGGUGCACGUGAUGGAGGCGAAGCUGCGCUCGCCGGUCGCCGGGGUGCUCAAGAGCAUCAACGAGGAGCGCUGGCUCGCCAUCACGCGACUGUCCUCUUUCAAGUCGGCGUGCGUCAUGGUGUCGGUCGGCCAGCCAAUCGCAAAAACGAUCGACGCGUGCUCCGCGUCGGGCAACGUGAACCUGCAGCACGAGUCGCUCGAGGUGCUGCGACGCGACUACGCCGCCUUCCACGAGCUGGUCGAGGCGGGCCUCUUCGAGGUGCACUAG
Messenger RNA from Emiliania huxleyi CCMP1516, 1389 nucleotides. RefSeq lists its product as hypothetical. The record is from RefSeq and is a predicted model, not a curated record. NCBI's taxonomy places the organism in Eukaryota, Haptophyta, Isochrysidales, Noelaerhabdaceae. Bases 1 to 1389 code for a protein of 462 amino acids. The transcript is spliced from 6 exons.